This is a messenger RNA of Bombus huntii, 1105 nucleotides long. RefSeq names its product ras-related protein rab-6.2 (gene RabX6). Gene Ontology annotation, molecular function: GTPase activity; GTP binding. The coding region runs from base 214 to 837 and encodes 207 amino acids. The transcript is spliced from 3 exons. Lineage: Eukaryota; Metazoa; Arthropoda; Insecta; Hymenoptera; Apidae. The record is from RefSeq and is a predicted model, not a curated record.
UAUGGUACUUAUGUAGCUGUAUCUUAUGGUCCGUUACGGGUAUAAUAUUUCUAUAGUCACGACUGUCAUUGUGCUCGUGUUAGUGGCUGUAUACUGAAUACAGCCAAAUGACCAUUGCAUAAAAUGUUAUAAAUACCAAACAUAAUAAUUUGUUAUUACUGAUGCUGCAGUUUUUGUAUUUCAGUACGACCGGCGAAGUGACAUAAGCCUAAUAUGGCUACUGUUAAAGUAACCGAACAGAAGGUUAUUCUGUGCGGGGAAUACGGUGUUGGAAAGACUUCUAUAUUUAGACGUUUUGCGAACAAUACUUUUGUAACAAGCAGCGAUCGCAAGUCUACAUUGGGUCUCGAUAAUAUCGAUAAAGAAUAUGUUGUUGAAGACAGACGAAUACGAUUGCAAUUAUGGGAUACAGGUGGAAUGGAAAGAGUUGCAUCAGUAACAUCAAGCUAUUAUAAAUUUGCAGAAGCUGCUAUACUAGUUUUUGCAUUAGAUAAUUCAACGUCUUUCCAUCUUUUAUCUCAACAUUUGCUUGAUAUUGUCACAUAUGCUGAAAAUGCAAAAAUAUUUCUGUGUGGGAAUAAAAGUGAUUUGGAAAGCACAGCUCCACAAGUUACAGAUGCAGAAAUGGAACAAUUUUGUGAACAAUGUCACAAUUUAAUUUCUGGCAUAUAUAAGACAUCAUGUAAGACUGGAGAAGGCAUACAUGAAAUGUUUGAAGAUAUAGCACAGCAUCUAGUGGAAGCUAAUAGAUCACGCAUGGAACUGCAUGAAAUGGACAAAGACAGAUUUAAAAUUUCGUAUAUUGAUGAAGCUGCUGAUCCAUCAUGUUUGUGCUAAAUAAUAAAUAUUAGCAAGUGUAUGAUCCUGAAGCAACAUUUUUUAUAACUAGGAUAACUCAGUACAUGGUAAUAAAGUGUGAAGAGUAAAAUUACUUUUUUAUAUCAAAUAAUGGUAAUGCCAAGCUUUUCUAUAAGAGAAAGCACCCUAAAAUAAAAAAUGGGAGGAGUAAGGGAAGUAUUAGAAGAAUUUAUAUACAAUCGAAGUUAAAUUUUAAAGAAGUCAUGAAAGCAAAGAAUUUUAAAUAAACAUUUAUUAGAUAUUGAAA